This is a messenger RNA of Hemiscyllium ocellatum (epaulette shark), 1389 nucleotides long. It is a transcript of the gene tmem126a, whose product is annotated as transmembrane protein 126A. The transcript is spliced from 5 exons. Bases 179 to 796 code for a protein of 205 amino acids. The record is from RefSeq and is a predicted model, not a curated record. Gene Ontology annotation, cellular component: mitochondrion. Gene Ontology annotation, biological process: mitochondrial respiratory chain complex I assembly. Lineage: Eukaryota; Metazoa; Chordata; Chondrichthyes; Orectolobiformes; Hemiscylliidae.
AGUUUGGUCACCUGAUCAACAUGUCUGCGUUUAAGUAGUUUACAUGAUGUGAGGUGAUAUGUUGAAAGAGAUUAAUCUUUUAAAUGUUGCGAUAGUGCACAAAUUUGUAAAGAUUUUAUCUUCAUAAAAGUGUAUUUGUUCACCUCAGAACUUAGGGAUUCACACUCAGGUUUCAAGAAUGGCAGAUAAUACAGUAUUUACUCAAGAUCCACAACCUGAUAUGCACAGCCCUAAUAUCAUGGAAAUGCUUCUUGAACGGUUUCAGCAGCUACCAGAAUUAGACAGAAAGUUUUUCGCAUAUGGACCCAUCUACCUUGGGAUAAAUUCAGCAUUUGCUGGUUUAAUUGCCAACAGUUUCUUUCGAAGAAUACUCAAUAUUGCUCAGGCUCGUUUUGCUUCCAGUUUGCCAAUGGGAAUUCUUCCAUUCCUGACUACAAUAGCAGGAUAUAAUGCUGUUGUCUCAAAGCCUUUGCUUUCAGGUGAUCUCAAUUGUCCCACAUGUGCCCUUGUUAGAGGAGGAUUAGUGGCUUCUGUUGGAGGAACCUUGUAUCCUGUUCUCCUGGCCUUACCAAUAAAUGCUGGCCUUGCAUCACGGUAUAAUACAGCUCCAAUGCCACAAAGGGGAAAUACAAUACGAUUCUGGAUUACUAUUUGUCGGCCAGUUAUGAGGAAAUUAAGCUUCAUAUUAAUCCUUCAAGCUCUCUUCGGAGUCUAUCUGAGUUCCAAGCACUAUGCAAUUUAUGUGAAAAUGUUAGCACUUCCUCCACCUCCUAAAAUUCCCAAAGUAAAUGCAUAAAUUGGAGGAAAGAAAAUUAAUGUAAUUUCUUCAGGACUAGUCAACAUAGUUUGACACUGGUGAAUGCAUGAUCAUAUGAGGAAAGAAUGUGUGAAUUUUGAAAACUUGAAUAGCAAAAUUGCAGCACACAACUAAACAUAAUCAAAGUCACAAAGUACAGCACAACCAAACAUGAUCAAUUUUUUUUAUAUAGUCCUGCAUUUGUCACUAGACCAGCCCUGCCUCAAUUGAUAGCACUUUUGUCUGUGUGUCACAAGAUUUCAGAUUCAAGUCCCAUUUCAGAACUUGAGCUGAAAACUUCUGACACUGACACUCCAGUACAGCACUGAGGGAGUCUUUUGGCCAGUUUGUUCAAUGGAGGCCUCAUCUGUGUGCUCAGGAAACCUAGUGUGCUGAACAAUAUUGAUCCCUCAAUCUACAUUAAAAAUAUACAAUUAGUGUUUGUUAUCACAGUGCUAUUCUUAAGUUUUAGUUCUCAGAAUUUUUCUGUAAAGUGCUUAGAGAUGUCUGGUGGUUUGUGAAAAGCGCGGUAUAUAUAUUUAAUCAUAAAGUCCAAGUGCUGCAAUUGUAAUAUAAAAUCAUUUUUAAAAAUU